UGUUGUGCUUGUGUGUCUGUGUUUCUGAAAUUCUGUUUCUAUUUUCAUGAGUUCAGUGUCAAAUAUAUGUGAAGUAAUAAUAAUAAAUAAGUGCAUGUAAAUAUUUUUAUUUCGAGUGGAAUACUAAUAAAUAAUAAAUAAGAUUGAGAAGAACUUCUUCCGAUAAAAUAAAUAAAAUAACACGUAAAGUAUAACAAUUUUACUAUCAAUAUCUGUACGCUAAAUAUUGUUGUGCCCAAAAUAAAAUUAACUAAACACCACGUAUUUACCCCAACAUUUGGGUUCAACCUAUUGGUUUGAGGGUUCAACACAUUUAGUAGUUUUAAUUUUUUAAUAGUUAAACUUAAGUUACUACAUAAGUCAAAAUGUAAUGAAGUGAAGUGCGAGAAACAAUCGGGGAAUUGGAACUCAUUUUGAAAACUUGAUAUGACAAUGUUCUUCGAUGCUUUGUAUAAAAACAGGCAUAUUAUGCAGGAGUUUGAAGAUAUAGAAGUGCACAAAACUAGUGUAUCGGUAUUUGUGGCUCUCUUUUAUCUGGAGAUGCUGUAUGUUUUGCUUAUGACUCUGUCUAUAUUGAAUAGAUUGAAUCAGUUGACUUCAUAAAUUGAAAUUUAAUAAAACAAAAAUGAAUAUAUUGUAUAACAGCGGAAAUCUCGUUCAUAGCAACGAUAAUGAAAAACUGUACCUAAACGAUAAAGGUGUGUCAGUGAAUAACUACCUACUGGAACAGCAUCAAGUUGAGGCGCUUAGGUUCCUAUUCGAACAAUUUGACAAGAAAUCCCCGGGAGCAGUGGUUAACUUUCCCCAGUCAUGUGGCAAGGCGCACACAGUUGCUAUCUUCUUGAAUGCAGUGUCCAAUAAACUGAAGGAUCCGGUCUUAAUCCUUUGUAAGGAUAUCUCGGAAAUGAAGUAUUGGAAAGAGAUUCUAAAUAAAUGCUCUUCAUAUAUUGAUGAUGAAAUUGCCAUAGAUUUCUACAACCCAUACACUAAAAUGAAGAAAGUGUUCCUAAAAUCAAAAGAGAUCCCGCCCAGUUACACGCAGCGACACUGGAGUGUUGUUAUUAUAAAACACAACACCCAAAUGUUCAAGUUUCCAGUCACAGCUGAUUUCAAGAUAUUCAUAUGUUCGACUGAUUUAAAGAAAGACUAUGCUAUGCUUUCCCACGUCCAUACGUGGCUCUAUCCAAAACGGAAGGUAAAUAUUCCUGAUUUUGUUGCAAAAGAAAACUGCCCUAAAGAAAGAUUCAAAAAAUCUGUACAACUAGAUUUAUUACUAGAGGAAUUUGCAAUUAGACGAUACAUUAACUUAGUGCCGUUCCAGACUUCCAAGAACGACGAUAAGGCAGCAGAAAGUGAAAAAAUUAUAGAAAAAGCAGAUGCGAGCGUGCAAGAUGAUAGAAAAAGGCAUAUAAAAAAUAAAGAUCCCACAGGAACCAAAAUUAAAAAAUCUAGAUUAGUUAGCGAUGACGACACAGUAUUAAACACAACAACGAAACCAAACGUUGUUUCGGCUAACAACGAGACAAGAUCUAACAAUGAAAACGCAAUUUCAAUAAAUGAUCAGAUGGAAAACAAAGUAUCAGAUAAAUCUCAAAUAAAGGAAGAGUCAACGGAGCCAUUAGAAUUCGACAACGCAUCUAAUGUCAAUUUAAAUGAAAUCAAAGAUUUAAGAAAACAAUUAUUUGAAUCAUUAGGUUUUGAGAGUGAGAGUUUAUUGGAAAACAAUAAUUCUAAUGUUAUGCUAGAGGAACAUACAUUCAGUUCGGUACAUUUCGACGAUAACGUGGAAAAGGAAGAUUCCACGGAGUCUUUGUGUUUUAACAGUGGAAGUAAUGUUGAUGUACCCAAUGAUUUACAAAAUAAAAACAUUUUACAGAAAAACUUGCUUGAGUCAUUAGGUCUCAAUCGAGAUAAAGUUGAAAUUAAUAAAAAAAUAAGUGUUGGUCAAAAUGAAGUCUUGUUACAAAAACAACCGAUUGAAUCAUGUCCAGAAGAUAUGCAAGUUGAAAUAAAAAAAGAAUUGAAUGAUGACCUAAAUAAAGAAGCGCAGUCGUUUAGUCUGGGCCUGGGUGAUGAAAAAGGUGAAAUAAGAAAGGAAUUAAGUGAUGAUCAAAACAAAAAGAUGCUACAAAAGAAAUUGAUUGAAUCUUUAGGUCUCACUCCAGAUGAUGUGCAAUUCGAAAUGAACAAAGAAAUAUCAAUAAGUGAUGACCAAAACAGAAAAAUGCUACAAAAACAGUUGAUUGAUUCAUUAGGUCUAGAUGAGGAAGAUGGGAAUGAUGAAAUAAAAAAAGAGUCAAAUGAUGACCAAAAUAUGAAUGAGGAAGAGACACUUGAAAUAAAAAUAGAACCAGAUUGUGACACAAAAACAAAGGAAAAUGUAAAUAGCGUUGGUGGAAACAAGUCUGGUGAAAGUGACAAAGAUUUAGAUUUAAAGAUUUCGUUAAUGGAAGAAAGAGCACUUGAGAAAUUCAAAGGAUCUCUUCUUGACAGUCUUUUCUAAGCUUUACUUUCUUGUGCUAUGAAUUCAAUGGCAACAUAUAUUUAAAUUGUUUAUUUUCUUCUUAAACCACUAAUUUAAGCUCUUAUAACACUGAUUUUAAAAUAUACUUAAAUUGUGACUUCCUUCAUAAAAAAUAUUGAAUUUGUUCCUGUAGAUGUGGAGUCAUAUCUGUAUAUAUCAUGUAUAAUUGUAUAUAGAUGUAAUUGAAAGUCCUCCCAAAUUAAGGCUUAAGCAAAACUAGCAGAUAAUUAUGUUUUCAUCAGUUAACUUUUAGCCUGGCAUAAAAGAGUAGAAAUUAAUAGGGGCGCCACUAUAGCGAAUAUGGCAACACAAAUACGAGAAACAUAAACGUAACCAUAACAACAUAACUUUCAAAGCCGAUAGAAUAAUCACGAAAACACUUAUUAAAAAGUUUAAAACCAUGUAAAUAUUGUAAAAUACUUCAGAGUUCAACAUUUAUAGUACUUUUCUUUUAAAAUAAAUACAAACCUGUCAUCUCAGCCGUUCUUUGGUAAACAUUGUCCAGAACCGACAACAACGUUUUGGCUUCGAAUUCUGUCAGACAUCUAUUAUAAGCGUGUUAUAUAACUUGGCGGGUGCCACUACGGAUUGUCAUAAUCAUCUUGUGCCACAAUAAUAUUAGUUCACUGCCGAUAAUUUCCCACAGUCUAUUAAUUUCGUAAAUAAUCCCGAGACAUCUGACAGCAUAGACACUAACAACUGACAAGUUGAAUAGUGUUGUAAGAGGGAAAAAAAGUUAGUUCCGUUUCUACACUUUUUUGCCAAGCUGUAGUUCUUCAUGUUUUAAGUAUUAGGUUUUAGGUUCUUCACGUUAAAGAUUACAGUUUUGUGUGCUCAUUCUAUUUACCAUAUUACUAAUCGUUAUAAUUAGGCACUUGGCUACUUGUAACUCUGAACUGGCGUACAAGGUUGUUGAACUGCGCUGUGUCAAGGUUAUGCCAACUGUUUGACUUUGUAGCAAUGAAACAAAAAACGAGGCAAUUGUAAUUAAAUUUAUUUGUCCAGCCACAUCCUGUCAGAAACGCAAUCUCUGAGCAGUCGGGCAUUAAGAAUGUUUGUGUAUAUAGUAGGGAUUAUUAAUUCUGUGAAUUAUGUUACAAUGGUCAAGUACCUAUAAUGUCUCAAUAGAAAAUUUAAAUAACAGGUUCAUUAAAUUGUUGAAAAAUGUAUCCAAUUCAAAUAAUUGAAUCUGUGGAUUAGGGUGUUCAACCCUAAAAAAUAUUUUACAACAUUACAUGAGAGUAUUAGUCAAAAAUUAAGAUAUAUUCGCUAUGGAAGGUCAUGACGAAAUCUGGGUUCCUCAAUAGAUUUAUUAUGGAACACUAAAAUAACAGAUAAUUUUUAAUUCCUGUCUUGAUCACAUUUUUUUUGUAUUUUUCUAUAAUUUGUAUUUGCAGUCUUAUUAGUUUUUGAGAUACAAGUAUAUUAUUAUAUAAGUGUUUGUUUUGUCGAAUUACUGACGUGUAGUACAAUAUUGGAAUGCAUUCAGCUGGCCUGUAUGAUAUGAGAAUCCACAAAAUGAAACUAAAUUGAUAGAUGUGCCAAUUUAGGUUUGAAUUAUCUUUAAGUGCUAAAACUUUUCUGACCCGGAGGCCAAAACUGAAACUAAAGUCGCGGAGGCCGCCAUUUUCCAAAACAUACUAAAACUCAGACCAAUUACCUUAGGACCUGCCUCGCUAGAGGAGUUCUGUCAAAAUAAUUUGAUCAUGAUCAAACGUUUUCAUACAAACUGCGUCUAUAUACUCUAUGUUUCAUUGUGUGUAUAACGAUUUAAAAUGUAUAGUUGUGUGUAGUGUAAGGACACAGGAUAUAUUUAUUGGUGUUAAAUAUUUUCGAUAUUUGGGUUUACCACGUCCCCCUCGAAAAACCACAGACAAUUUUGUUGGUGAAUUUGAGUGCGAUACAAUAGAAAGUAAUUGGUCUGAGUACUAAAAGAGCGACAACAGCGACUCCCUUACCGGGCCAGUUAAGUUUGUGGCACUAUACCUACCUAAAAUGGUAAUUAAAAAAUAAAUAUUAUAUAAGGAGAGUUAAUUUUUAAUUUUUUUUGUUGUACAUACUAAAGUUACAUACCUAAGUCCUAAGCGUGUUUUUUUUACAAUUAUUUAGCACAAAAAUGUCGAAAGAAAUGAUGUACGAAAGCGAUGAUUACUCUGUAAUAAAAAGCUUUUCUUUGUAA
Molecule: messenger RNA, 4703 nt
Organism: Bicyclus anynana (squinting bush brown)
Lineage: Eukaryota; Metazoa; Arthropoda; Insecta; Lepidoptera; Nymphalidae
Exons: 7
Coding region: 626-2503 (625 amino acids)
Source: RefSeq, a predicted model, not a curated record